AUGAGUGAAUUGCGUAAAAGAAGCCAGCAGAAUGGCGAAUGCAUGCCGCAGCAGAAGCGAACGCGUUUCGACGACCGGAACGACGACGAACAUGACCCUAGUGCGGUCGAUGAGGUACACAAUGAUGAGCCGGAGAAGGUACGCAACGGUAAGCUGUUGCGGAUGGUGGUGAAGAAUUUCAUGUGCUACCGGCAUAUGGUGUUCGAGUUCAACAAGUGCGCUAAUUUGUUGAUCGGCAAGAAUGGUAGUGGCAAAAGCGCCAUUGUGGCCGCCUUGACCGUUGGUCUCGGUUGUAACGCAAUGCAGACGAACCGGGGCACCAAUUUGAAAGAUCUCAUUAAGCAUGGCGAAUCGCAAGCAGUAAUAGAGAUUCAUCUGGAAAAUUCGAAUUUUGAUUCUUACGAGCGUGAGCAAUAUGGCGAUCGCAUCAUUAUUCAAAGGACCCUCAAUGUGCACGGACCAUAUUACAUGUUGAAAAAUGCAAACGGUCAAACCAUCUCGACCAGCCGCUACGAGCUACAAAAGAUACUGUUGGCGUUCAAUAUUCAGGUCGAUAAUCCGAUCUGUGUAUUGAAUCAGGAUUUGGCGCGUUCCCUGUUAAAAGAUUCGGACGAAUCGAAACAGUAUAUGUUUUUCGCCAAAGCGACGCAAAUCGAUACGAUUAAGCAGAAGCUGAACCAGUGUGCGGUGAUUGCCGAGAAGCUGCACCACACACUUUCUUUGCGGGAGAAAAGUCUCGAGUAUUUGCACAAGGAGGUAGAGACGCUGGAGGAAAAGUAUCUCCAUCUGGAAGUUACAGAACGGUUGACUGGGAAACUGAAAAAGCUGCAGGCACAACUCGCCUGGCUCAGCGUGGCUGAACAAGAGCGGAAACUGGACGAGGUGGACCAGGAACUCGAGAAGCUUCGUUCUUCGAUCGAAGAGAAGGAGCUUCUUAUCGCAAAUAGUGGAGCACUUUGCGAACAAACGAACCGUACCGUGCAGAUGUUACUGGCGGAUAUUGAGGAAAAGAAACUGCAGUUUUCUACGCUUAAGGCCGAACACGUGGAGCUUCGUCAGGCGAUGCAAGAUACGCUGGUUGAACAGGCGAACAUCGAAAGGCUGAAGCAAAGCACAUCAGACAAACUGGGACGGAUUCAGGAAGAGAUAGUUGACGUGGAGCUGGAGCUGGAGAAUUGGAGCCAAAGCCAUGUGAGCCAAGAGAAGGAGACAGAAGAAAUGGUACUGCGCGAGCGGCAAGAAGAGUUGUCCGAACAGAUCGAUCAGAUUGAGGAAGAACUGGAGAAGAUGCACACUGUCCUAAUGGAGCUGAAUGAUACCCGAGCUCAGUGUCGACACGAGAGACUAGCGAAACGUUCCAAGGUUAUGCGACUCGAAGAAGAGCUAGAACAGCUAAAAGAAGCACCAGACAACAAGCUGGCCUGUUAUGGGCACAACAUGCCAGCGCUCGAUGCACACAUCCACCAGCUGUAUCGAGAGGGUAAAUUUUCCGAGUUGCCACGUGGCCCACUUGGUCAGUAUAUUGAGGUGCGUGAUCGCAAAUGGGCCUCGAUCGUUGAAGUUGCACUGGGAAGACUUCUUUUGGCGUUCUUUGUGGCCACGUCGCGAGACAGGAAAACAUUAAAUGAGCUGCUGUUGCGAAAAUAUCCCAAUUUGAGUAAUUGUCCUAUCAUCACGGGGCGUUUUGUAAAGCAGCUGUACGAUGUGGAGCAAGGGUGCGUACAGGAGAUAAACGGAACGCAUCUGCUAAUGAACCUCAUCAAGGUCACCGAUCCAGUCGUAAUGAAUCGGUUAAUCGACAGUGCAGCGAUUGACACGAUCCUCGUCACCGAGCAGCAGAGCAUCGCGAUUCAACUGACGAGUGAAGUGGAAAAUGUCCCCGAAAACCUGUCCAAGGUUAUCGCGAGGGAACAGUGCUCGGAGUUCUACCCUCAGCCUCAGUACCGCAGUUAUUCAAGGAUGUCCGUACCUCCGUCGCGCUAUCUACAGGUAAACAAGGACGAGCAUAGGCACCGUAUGGAGCAGCUUUAUAAAGCGAUGUGUAGGGAACUAGAGCAGCUAAAAGUCUCCGAGAAUGAAGCAUACAAGGCAUACAAGAAACAAACCCGACGGUUGUGCAAACGGGAGGAACAUUUGAGUAAAUUGCGCAAGGCAAUAUACGAGGUAGAACGGCGUCUGGAUAUGUUGGCAUCGUCGACUAUACACGAGGAACCAGAGGAAAGGACGUUGCGCUGGGAGUUGGAAGCACUGCAGACAGAGUCUAUGGAAUUACGCGAAAAGUUGGAAACGGAACAGGAAACUCUGCAAGCGACCCAAUCGGAGGUUCUCGAUGCAAAGCAAGCAGUAUUGGAGAAGAAGAAGGCAAUGGCAGACAAUGAGAAUAUGAUUCGUGCCCUCCAGCUUCGCAUCAAAGAUGAGCUGCGGAAGCGUGAGGUUCUGCAGGCGAAUGAGCAGGUGAAACGGCAAGAGCUGCAACGCUGCGAGGAUGUAAUACGCGAACGGAUAUCAGUGCGAAGUGCCUUAGCGGAAGCAGUGGAACGAGCCCGUACAGAAGCACUUACCACGGGUAGUCCCGUUGAUACGACGGAAGUGACGGUGGAGGGACUGAAACAACAAAUUUAUUCUACCGAAAAACGCCUUCGGAAAAUGAUGCGUACCAGCGGCAACAUCGAAGAUGUUCAAUGGGAGUUGGAUCUGAAAACAAACGAAUUGGAAGAAACGAAGCAUUACACGGAGAUGCUGCGAGGCAUCAUAUCCUUGCUUAACAAGACACGCGAAUCUCGCUACGCGUACUUAAAUAAGCUAAUCUCGCACAUGUCCCUUCGUGUGAAGCACAAGUUUAAGACCAUCAUGCAGCUAGGACACUUCGCCCGGAAGAAGAUCCACAUCGAUUGUGAAGCCGAGACGCUAAAGUUUGAUGUCGUGCCACGUGCUACGAAUACCAAGGGUGCAGUUUGCACGACAGAUGCGCUGUCAGGCGGGGAGCGGUCUUAUACUACGGUGGCAUUCCUCAUUGCACUGUGGUCUUGCGUAGAUACUCCGUUCUUCAUUUUGGACGAGUAUGACGUGUUCACCGAUAGAAUCAACCGGCACUUUAUAACACAAUUGCUGCUAGAUGAAGCAAAGAAGAAACCGGAUCGCCAGUUCUGCUUUCUCACGCCACAGGAAGCGGAUGGUUUAACGACAACCAGCAGUUUAACGAUACACCGAUUUUUAGAUCCUGAGUGCGACAACUCGCAGCACUAA
Anopheles aquasalis is the source of this 3246-nucleotide messenger RNA. Its product is annotated as structural maintenance of chromosomes protein 6-like. Gene Ontology annotation, molecular function: single-stranded DNA binding; damaged DNA binding. Gene Ontology annotation, cellular component: nucleus; site of double-strand break; Smc5-Smc6 complex. NCBI's taxonomy places the organism in Eukaryota, Metazoa, Arthropoda, Insecta, Diptera, Culicidae. The record is from RefSeq and is a predicted model, not a curated record. Gene Ontology annotation, biological process: double-strand break repair via homologous recombination.